AGACGUGGAUGGACCUAGAGACUGUCAUAGAAAAUGAAUGGUCUGGAACUGAACUUGCAAUAUCUCGAAGAUGUGCCUGCACAAGGAAAUCACGGACUCUUGUUUUUUUCAUGAUGAGAUAAAAAUAGACUACCUCAUCCUUCCUGUCUUUGUCUAGUUAAAGCCUUUAAGAUGCCUCAGUAACCCUCAGAACCAAGAAGUAAUGAUUGUCAACUCCCUGUGACCCAGUAUAUGUUGUGCAUAACUUCCCUGGAUAAUCAUUAGCUCUAGAGAAUUCACAGACUAACUAACUUGUGUAUGUGUUGAUGGCCUAAGUUGCCCCCGGAUUGCUGCAAUUAUCUGUAGAUAGAAGGAGGAACUUACCCUGAAAAAGGAUAGUCACCUCACUUGCUUUCAAUAUUAUUUCAACAUCAGGUUCAAGUUGCGAAAUGUCAGAAGGGGUGGUCAUUAUAACACAUGAUAAAAAGUUUGGACUUUAUCUGGACAGUAAUGAACUCAGUCAACAAUUUAUUUCUAAAUGAUUACCUUGGUAACUGAGUGGUAAAUGUAUUAAAAGAGAAUUUGAGAAAUGCUUAGAAGAAGAAUUCCUUCUUCUUGGAACCUGGUAACUUAGUGACUAAAUAAGGCAGAUAGGGUUAAGGGCAAGGAGGCACAGAAGUAUGAUGUCUAAGUGUUUGAAUAAGUAAACUGGGAUAGGUGGUUGAAAGACUCUGAGAGGAAUAAGUUUGGAGGCAGGAACACAGAAUUCAAUUGUGGUCAUGUUAAUUUAUCUAUGCUGUCUAUGAAAUACUGAGGUUAGUGUAUAUUUAGUAAUCAGCUGGAUAUUUAAGUUUGAACUCUGGGGGAAGUAAAGAUUUUUAAUGUGGUUAGGAAAUUAUUGAGAGAGAGAGAGAGAGGGAAUAAAUGGAAUAAGAGAAACUGUUGGGUGUGGAUGAGUCCUUGGAGAACAAUAAUACUUUAAUAGAAUAAAGAGGAAGAGAAUCCUAUGAUCAAUACUGAGAAAGAAGACUCAGAAAAGGCAGGAUGUGAUAACAGAAAGGUAGAAGAGAGCAAUGAAAGGGCUGACUAACAUUGCUGUUUAAUUUUAGCUACCCUUAAUUAAAACUUAAGUCCACCAAAAGAGCCAGUCUGCCUACAGAAGGAGACAGAGAGGGGAGGAGUGAGCAGGGCAGGGCAUUUGCUCAGAAGAGCAGGUAUAUUUUCAGACUCUAAGUUCUGGCUUUUUGAUGGAGUCAUGACUUUUUUCAGUCAUUCUUCUCUACCCACCCAUGGGCACCAUUCUAUCGUCCACGUCCCACCAGGGCCCAGGUACUCUGAAAAGAAGAGGGUCCUGGGAGAAGAGAAACAGAGACCCCUGGGGCUGUGAGCUGGAUAUAGAGCCUGUCCCACAAUUGGUUUGGGAGGUCCAGAUGUCCCAGCAAGCCCCACAGAAGGUAUGAGAGAAUGUGAUAUCUGAAAUGUGUAAUGCAGAAAGGGCCCUACAGAGAGCCAGGCUGAUAGAAUCUCUGCCAUAUUUUGAUGCUUGUAUCUCCCUACACAGUUACCAGGACUACUGAGUCAGAAGAAGAUUAUAGAGAACUCAUAGCAGCUCUUAAAUGCCCUAGACCAGAAGUGACUUGUGUCACUUCCACCUGCAGUUCCUUGUCCAAAAGUGGAAUUCAAUAGCCUCACCGUAACUACAGAAGAAGCUUGGACAUGAGAGAGACGUGCACAUGGAAUCUUUAGAGAAUUCUACUGUAUCUGAGGCACAAAGGGAUACUAAACUCGCUCAGUGUCCCAGAGCUGGUAACGGAUAAAAGCUAGACUGAAACCCAGGCUGCCCGGCCCCAGAGCCUGUCUUCUUGACCACAGUGCUGGUGUAACAGUUCCACACAGGAGAUCUACUGAGAUCCAGAGGGCACCUCGUGCACUGUUCCUCCUGUCCCCACUCUCUUCUCAGAAGUGAUCGCCUCUUCUGCUUGAGUAACAGGGUGUUUUGUACUUCAUAAUCUUUAGCUUACUAUGGCCAGUCAACUAGCCCUGCCUUCUUACUUGCUCCUCUCCAUAAAAUAAGAGUCUAUCCUGAGCAAGGAUUCACCAUGAAUGCAUCAGCCAGAAAGAGCAAGACCCACCCCUCAGAGGCCAGGCUUGCCCCUCCGCCCUAGCAGGGGUGUUCUAGCUGUCUCCAGCAGUCUUUGGUGGUGGCUUUGAGCAGAGGUAUUUUUCUCCCUGGUUCAGUGGAGGCUGGGAGGCAAAAGGUGCUGGGAAAAUUGCACCAGGAUACUAGACAUCCCCCAUCCCCUUACAACUCCCCAAAAUGGCUCUAGAAGAAAACGAACAGUACAAGCCACUACUUGUGACAAUCUGGACUUAUCCAAUGCAACAUCAAUGUCAACCCAGUGUCUACAUGGCUGGGCCAGGCACGCUGCAGACUGUACAUUGUGUGAACCUUUCAAAGAUCCCGUGGGACAAAUCUUAUUAACAACCACCCACUCCUCCACUUUUCAGAUGAGAAGACAAAAGUUAGAAGAGGUAAACGGCUUGCCAUGGGCCAUCUUAUAAGUGUCUGUGCCAGGAUUUAAGCUCAAGACUUUGGGAUACCAAAGACCCUGCAUCUUGCCAGUACACCACACUGUUUCUCUUAGAAGCCCACGUUAAUGAAAACAGCCAACAUUGAUUAUGCCAAGCACUGUGCUAUGUGAGUUUCAUGAAUUAUUUCAUCUGAUACUAACAAUGACAACAACAAAGAGCAACCACAGGAAAUAGGUGUCACUAUUGGCACUCCCAUCUCAUAGAUAAGGAAACUGAAGUGUAGAAAAAGGAGGUCCACGAAAGUCAAAGAGAGGGUAAGCGGCAGACCUGACGCUUAAACCCAAAUCUCUCUGCCUCGGAUCACAGGCUUUAACUACUAGGCAACGCUGCCACCUGGCUGUCAUUUAAACGAGAACAUUGGAGACCUGGGACUGGGAGAGGGGAGCAGGUUAGCUACAGAGAACUUGUGAAAGUGCUCCAUUUGGCUUUAUCUGUUCAUUCACAACGCAAGGCCUCCCUACAAUAAUUGGAGAUUACUUUAUAUAGUUUGUUUUUCUAACCGAUUUUCUCUCCAUGAGGGCUUGUGAUGGCUUUCUGACCCGUUAUACGUGAGCAUCUCCUCCCCCUUCUGAUUCAUUCAAUUCCUGCCAAGUUCUCCACCCCAGCUGUGGCCAGGGACCAAGUUCCGUUAUGUGCACAGAGAGAACUGAACUUCUGAUCAGAGAGAACUGAACCCGCAAAGUCCCCAUCCAAGACCUAACCCAAGUGUUUCCUAGACAAUACCAGCCAUCUCUUCUCAAGGCAGGUGGUGGCCUGAGAAUUCUGUGCCUGCUUCCUCAGGACUGCUCCACCAUGCAACGGCUGAUGAAGUUCCGGGUCCUCUGGGACAUCCACAAAUCCCGCUGUGGCUUCCACCCUGCCCUUCAGCGCCUGCGCUGCCAGUCUUUAUCGGGAGCUGGAGCCCCAAGAUGGAAUGACUAUGAUACACCUGAGGAAUUUAACUUUGCAAGUGAUGUACUGGACUACUGGACUCAAAUGGAGAAGGAAGGCAAGAGAGGUCCAAACCCAGCCCUGUGGUGGGUGAAUAACCAAGGGGAUGAAGUGAAGUGGAGUUUCAGAGAGAUGACAGACUUAACCCGUCGUGCAGCCAACGUCUUCACACAGAGCUGUGGCCUCCAGGAGGGAGACAAUCUAGCCUUGAUUCUGCCUCGAGUGCCUGAGUGGUGGCUGGUGAUCAUGGGCUGCAUCCGAACAGGGAUCGUCUUCAUGCCAGGGACCACCCAGAUGAAGGCCAAGGACAUUCUCUACCGACUACAAGUGUCUAAAGCCAAGGGCAUCGUGACCACAGAUACCCUUGCCCCAGAGGUGGAUUCUGUGGCCUCUGAGUGUCCUGCUCUGAAAACCAAGCUCCUGGUGUCUGACCACAGCCGUAAAGGGUGGCUGGACUUCCGAUCACUGAUUCAAUCAGAAUCCCCAGUUCACACCUGUAUUAAGUCAAAGACCCUGGACCCAAUGGCCAUCUUCUUCACCAGUGGGACCACAGGCUUCCCCAAGAUGGCAAAGCACAGCCAUGGACUUGCUCUGCGAUCCUUCUUCCCUUCAUGCAGGAAAUUACUGCAGCUGAAGACGUCUGAUGUCCUCUGGUGCCUGUCAGACACAGGCUGGGUUCUGGCUGUCCUGGGGUCCCUGCUUGAACCAUGGACAGCGGGGUCUACAGUCUUUGUCCAUCAUCUGCCCCAAUUUGACCCCAAGGUCAUUGUACAGACUUUAUUCAAAUACCCUAUUACCCAAUGCCUUGCUGCGCCCUCUGUAUUUCGAAUGAUUCUGCAGCAGAAUUCCACCAGCCUCAGGUUCCCCACCCUGGAGCACUGCUGUACUGGUGGGGAGGCCCUGCUGCCCGAGGAGCAAGAGCUGUGGAGAAGACAGACAGGCAUUCUGCUCUACCAGGCCUACGGACAGUCAGAGACGGGAACAACUUGUGGCACUCUCCGGGGGAUGAAGAUCAAGCCGGGUUCCAUGGGGAAGGCCAUCCCACCCUACGACAUUCAGAUCAUUGAUGACAAGGGCAACAUCCUGCCGCCCAACACUGAAGGAAACAUUGGCAUCAGGAUCAAGCCCACCAGACCCAUAGGCGUCUUCAUGUACUAUGAGAGUAACCCGGUGAAGACAGCCGAAGUGGAGUGUGGGGACUUUUACAACAGUGGGGACAGAGCAACUGUUGAUGCGCAGGGCUACUUCUGGUUCCUGGGGAGGGCCGAUGAUGUCAUCAAUGCCUCCGGGUACCGCAUUGGGCCGGCAGAAGUGGAGAACGCCCUGGCAGAGCACCCAGCGGUGGCUGAGUCCGCUGUGGUGAGCAGCCCCGACCCGAUCCGAGGGGAGGUAGUGAAGGCUUUCAUUGUCCUGACCCCAAAAUUCCUGUCCCAUGAUCGGGACCAGCUCACCAAGGAGCUGCAGCAGCAUGUGAAGUCAGUGACAGCCCCGUACAAGUACCCAAGGAAGGUGGAGUUUGUCUCAGAGCUGCCCAAAACCAUCACUGGCAAGAUAAAAAGAAGUGAACUCCGGAAGAAGGAGUUUGGUCAGAUGUAAUUGGCAGUAAACUCAGAAACCACUGUGUGAUGUUGGCCAAAUGCCUGGCGGCCUCAGUUUCCUCACGAUGGUGAGGGUGAGGAGAGGAACGCUGAGAGAGUUGACUUGAAAGAGAGCCAAGAGUGUCAACAUUCCAGCGUUUUUGUUCUUUUAAAUUAAUAUCAAUCACUAUCCUUCCUCCAAGUUCCCUGUUCCUUUCAGAUUGCCCAGCUGAGCGCUCAGAAUGGGGCUGAAGCAAAUUAAAUACUGACUCAGCAUCCACA
Balaenoptera musculus (blue whale) is the source of this 5360-nucleotide messenger RNA. RefSeq names its product acyl-coenzyme A synthetase ACSM1, mitochondrial-like. Gene Ontology annotation, molecular function: fatty acid ligase activity; fatty-acyl-CoA synthase activity. The transcript has 15 exons. Gene Ontology annotation, biological process: fatty acid biosynthetic process; acyl-CoA metabolic process. Lineage: Eukaryota; Metazoa; Chordata; Mammalia; Artiodactyla; Balaenopteridae. The coding region runs from base 3364 to 5097 and encodes 577 amino acids. Gene Ontology annotation, cellular component: mitochondrial matrix. The record is from RefSeq and is a predicted model, not a curated record.